AUGGUCCUGGCGUCAUCAUGGACAAAGAGACCAACUGAAAAAGAGUACUGCAGGACCCUGAGGUACACGGAGGAGGCAGCAGAGCGCAGCACACCUGUAAUCCCCAGGUCGCCUGCAUCCCGCCACAUCCGAGUGGACGCUCUCAGAGGAGCGCUCCCGUCGCAGGGUCGUUCCAGCCGAUGCGCCACGCCGUCUGUUACAGAGGACGGGCUGGGGUUCCCGCUGAUCCUGAAAUCAGCGGCCUUUCCCUCCCUAGCGCGCUCUCCGCUGAUCUUACGUCUCUUCCCAGCAGGCUCCGGGAGUCACCGCGACACUUCAACAAUUCUCGCGAGAUUUAUCGGCAGCCAUCUUCUUGGGGGUGCUGGGAGCCGGGAAGACCCCCCGAACCGUGUUCAUUCAGCUGCCCUUCGUCUUCGCUUUCUUCACUUUUGCCUCUUCUGCGUUGCCAACCAGCACCUGGUCUCAAAGCUGAGAGAAAGCCCGGGUCUAGGAGCGUGUCGCUCUCUGGUCCAGGAAGAUUCGCUGGCGUGGAGAGAAGGGGGAGGGCCCGGGCAAAGCGUUGCUGCCUCAGCCGGGGUCGGGUUCCGGGGAGGGGGAGCUCCUGGCACCCCGUGGACUCGCGGCCUGCGGCCGUCCCCCCGAAACUGUUGGCCCAUCGGGGCUCGCGGGAGCCUGCCACCGGCGCCUCCCACCGCGGCCCACGCGGGCGGCGCGCGGAGGAGGGGGCGGGGGCAGCGGCGGCUGUAGCGGCCGCGACCUGGGCGGGCGGACUAGUGUGACGGG
This is a messenger RNA of Balaenoptera musculus (blue whale), 783 nucleotides long. RefSeq lists its product as uncharacterized. The transcript is spliced from 3 exons. The coding region runs from base 1 to 747 and encodes 248 amino acids. Lineage: Eukaryota; Metazoa; Chordata; Mammalia; Artiodactyla; Balaenopteridae. The record is from RefSeq and is a predicted model, not a curated record.